AGAGGAGGUGGUUGUUGCUGAUGAUGAUGGUGGGAGAGGAGGAGGCGCUCAGCUGAAGCUGCUGCUACUAGCUCAUGACGCAGUGAAAAACGCACCGCCGGCCAAAGAAAAGAGCUGCGAGAGAGACUGCAAUGACAGCAACGGAAUAAAGAGCUAGGCGAAGCGGCGUCCGAGCCUUGCGGGAUCUUUUCACUGACAGCACAAAGCGGGAGCUCGCUGACAAGGCCAUUGAUAAGGGAAAGGCUUGGCAGAUCCGCACACACAUCAAACCUCCGACCGAGGAGGAAGGAGAAUAAAAAAAACACAGAGCGGGAGGCGACGUGAAGAAGUUUUAUUGCCUGUGAAGUUGCGGGGGGAGGACAUAAAGGAAAAAAAAAAAGGCGUCCGCCCGACCGCGCAGCUGUGCACACCGUUCAGAGGCUGAGCUCGUCUAUAGGGAGCCGGGAGAGUCCAUACAUGUGUAACCCUGCCCGGGUGUGUAUGAGCGGCCACCGGCUCCUGCUCUCCUGCUCCGGACUUACUAGUUUGCGGUUAUGCAAUGGUCUCUGCAAAAUGUUCGGUGUUUAAGGUGGAGCUUCAUAAGACAGACGUAUGCCGGCUUGUCUUGCUUGAAGGGACUAUAAUUUCUUCUCUUGCAAUUGCUACAUAAGCAGACAAAAUUGCAAAGAUCUGCCCUGUGUCGAGUAUGACAGCCACGACUCGUGGCUCUCCGGUUGGAGGGAAUGAAAGUCAAGGCCAAGCUCCCGAUGGACAGUCACAGCCUCCACUCCAACAGAAUCAGACUUCUUCACCUGAUUCUUCCAAUGAAAACUCCCCAGUUAGCCCUCCAGAUGAUCAGACACAAGGGGAUGCACCACCUCCACUGGAGGAUGAGGAACCCGCCUUUCCUCACACUGACUUGGCUAAGCUGGAUGACAUGAUCAACAGACCUCGCUGGGUUGUUCCAGUUUUGCCUAAAGGUGAAUUAGAAGUUCUUUUAGAAGCUGCUAUUGAUCUUAGUAAAAAAGGCCUUGAUGUGAAAAGUGAAGCAUGCCAACGAUUCUUUAGAGAUGGUCUAACAAUAUCUUUUACAAAAAUUCUUACUGAUGAGGCAGUGAGUGGCUGGAAGUUUGAGAUCCAUAGGUGUAUAAUUAACAAUACUCAUCGCCUUGUGGAACUAUGUGUGGCCAAGCUUUCCCAAGAUUGGUUUCCUCUUCUUGAAUUACUAGCAAUGGCCUUAAAUCCUCAUUGUAAAUUUCAUAUCUACAAUGGUACACGUCCAUCAGAGACUGUCCCAGCUGGAGUUCAGUUGGCAGAAGAUGAGCUGUUUGCCCGUCCUCCUGAUCCACGUUCCCCAAAGGGCUGGUUAGUAGACCUCAUUAAUAAAUUUGGCACAUUAAACGGGUUCCAGAUUCUGCAUGAUCGCUUUAUGAAUGGCUCAGCUUUGAAUGUUCAAAUCAUCGCAGCUCUUAUAAAACCAUUUGGACAGUGCUAUGAUUUUUUAACACUUCAUACAGUCAAGAAAUACUUUCUUCCAAUUAUAGAAAUGGUCCCUCAAUUUCUAGAAAAUUUAACUGACGAAGAGUUGAAAAAAGAAGCAAAAAAUGAAGCCAAAAAUGAUGCACUAUCUAUGAUUAUAAAAUCUCUUAAAAACUUAGCUUCCCGUGUUCCAGGACAAGAAGAAACUGUCAAAAAUUUAGAAAUUUUUAGGCUUAAAAUGAUUCUUAGGUUGUUACAAAUUUCAUCCUUUAAUGGAAAAAUGAAUGCACUUAAUGAAGUGAACAAAGUAAUAUCAAGUGUGUCCUAUUACACACACAGACAUGGAAAUCCAGAGGAGGAGGAGUGGCUGACUGCCGAGCGUAUGGCUGAAUGGAUCCAACAGAACAACAUUCUAUCAAUUGUUUUACGGGAUAGUCUUCAUCAACCUCAAUAUGUGGAGAAAUUAGAAAAAAUUCUUAGGUUUGUCAUCAAGGAAAAAGCACUUACUCUGCAAGAUCUGGACAACAUUUGGGCAGCACAGGCAGGAAAACAUGAAGCCAUUGUAAAAAAUGUCCAUGAUUUACUUGCCAAGUUGGCGUGGGAUUUUUCUCCUGAACAACUUGACCAUCUUUUUGAUUGUUUUAAGGCUAGUUGGACAAAUGCAAGCAAAAAACAACGUGAGAAGCUACUGGAGUUAAUACGCCGGCUAGCAGAAGAUGACAAAGAUGGUGUAAUGGCUCAUAAGGUUUUAAACCUUCUGUGGAAUUUAGCUCACAGUGAUGAUGUGCCCGUUGAUAUAAUGGACCAAGCCUUGAGUGCCCAUAUAAAAAUUUUGGAUUACAGCUGCUCGCAGGAUCGAGAUACACAGAAAAUUCAGUGGAUAGAUCGUUUUAUAGAAGAGCUACGUACAAAUGACAAAUGGGUCAUACCAGCACUUAAACAAAUUAGAGAAAUUUGCAGUUUAUUUGGUGAAGCACCUCAGAAUCUAAGCCAGACACAGCGCAGUCCGCAUGUUUUCUACAGACAUGAUUUAAUAAACCAACUCCAGCAUAACCAUGCACUUGUUACAUUAGUUGCAGAAAAUCUCUCUUCAUAUAUGGAUAGCAUGCGACAGUACUCAAAAGAACAUGGCGAGUAUGAUCCCCAGACUGUGAGGCCAGGAAGUCGAUAUAGUCAUGUGCAGGAAGUCCAGGAGCGACUAAAUUUUCUGAGGUUUUUAUUGAAGGAUGGUCAGCUUUGGCUUUGUGCACCCCAAGCAAAACAGAUUUGGAAGUGCUUGGCUGAAAACGCAGUUUACCUUUGUGACCGUGAAGCCUGUUUCAAGUGGUACUCCAAGCUCAUGGGCGAUGAGCCAGAUUUGGACCCAGAUAUCAAUAAAGAUUUCUUUGAAAACAACGUGCUACAGCUGGAUCCAUCUCUCCUAACAGAAAAUGGCAUGAAGUGCUUUGAGCGUUUUUUUAAAGCUGUUAACUGUCGUGAAGGAAAACUUGUAGCAAAACGCAGAGCCUACAUGAUGGAUGAUUUAGAGCUUAUAGGGCUUGAUUAUCUCUGGAGGGUUGUAAUUCAGGGUAGCGAUGACAUUGCAAGCCGAGCAAUAGAUCUUUUAAAAGAAAUCUACACCAACCUCGGACCCAGGUUACAAGUAAAUCAGGUGGAGAUACAUGAAGACUUCAUUCAAUCCUGCUUUGAUCGUUUAAAAGCUUCAUAUGACACAUUGUGUGUUUUGGACGGUGACAAAGACAGUAUUAAUUGUGCAAGACAAGAAGCAAUACGAAUGGUCAGGGUGCUGACUGUCCUGAAAGAAUAUAUAAAUGAAUGUGAUAGCGACUACCAUGAAGAGAGGACAAUUCUUCCAAUGUCUAGGGCUUUCCGGGGGAAGCACAUUACCCUGGUUGUGCGAUUUCCAAAUCAAGGCAGACAGGUGGAGGAUUUGGAUAUUUGGUCUCACACAAAUGACACAAUAGGUUCAGUUCGUCGCUGCAUACUGAACCGUAUCAAAGCCAACAGCGCACAUACAAAGGUUGAACUGUUUAUUGGUGGAGAGCUUAUAGAUCCUUCUGAAGACAGAAAACUAAUUGGCCAGCUAAAUUUGAAAGAUAAAACGCUAAUUACAGCCAAGCUAACACAAAUAAGCGCAAACAUGCCUUCAAGUCCUGACAGUUCUUCAGAUUCCUCAACUGGCUCUCCUGGCAAUCAUGGAAACCACUACAGUGAUGGUCCUAAUCCUGAAGUUGAAAGCUGCCUGCCUGGAGUGAUAAUGUCAUUACAUCACCGAUAUAUCUCCUUCCUUUGGCAAGUUGCAGACUUGGGCAGCAACCUAAAUAUGCCCCCGCUACGUGAUGGGGCACGUGUGCUGAUGAAACUUAUGCCACCAGACAAUACUAUAGUAGAGAAACUUCGAGCAAUUUGUUUAGAUCAUGCUAAACUUGGAGAAAGUAGCUUGAGUUCAUCCUUAGAUUCGUUAUUUUUUGGCCAAUCGGCAUCUCAAGUUUUAUAUCUGACAGAGGUUGUUUAUGCCUUGUUGAUGCCUGCCAAUGCUCCCCUGGGAGAAGAUGCAAGUGAUUUUCAGUACAACUUUCUCAAAAGUGGUGGUUUGCCUCUUGUGUUGAGCAUGCUUACUCGGAAUAACUUCCUGCCAAAUGCCGAUAUGGAAACAAGAAGAAGUGCUUAUCUUAAUGCACUGAAAGUUGCCAAAUUGCUGCUUACUGCGAUUGGGUAUGGCCAUGUCCGGGCUGUUGCUGAGGCUUGUCAGCCAGUGGAAGGAUCAAAUCCUGUCUCACCGGCUACACAUGAUCAAGCAGUGGUGCUACAAAAUGCCCUGCAAAACAUUCCUAAUCCAACUUCAGAAUGUAUGCUGAGAAAUGUAGCAAUACGCCUUGCACAGCAAAUAUCGGAUGAGGCUUCUAAGUAUAUCCCAGAUAUUUGUGUCAUUCGAGCAAUACAGAAAGUAAUCUGGGCCUCCGGCUGUGGUUCAGUUCAAUUGGUGUUCUCUGCCAAUGAGGAAAUAAGCAAAAUUUAUGAGAAGGCAAAUGCUGGAAAUGAACCUGAUCCUGAGGAUGAACAAGUUUGUUGUGAAGCUCUGGAGGCAAUGACCUUGUGUUUUGCUUUGAUACCAACAGCAUUGGAAACACUCAGCAAAGAGAAAGCAUGGCAGACUUUCAUCAUUGACUUGCUACUUCACUGUCAAAGCAAACUUGUUAGACAAAUGGCGCAGGAACAGUUCUUUCUCAUGUCUACAAGAUGUUGUAUGGGACAUCGACCUCUUAUUUUUUUUAUUACGCUUCUGUUCACAGUUCUUGGGAGUACUGCUAGAGAGCGGGCUAAACAUGCUGGGGAUUAUUUCACCUUGUUAAGGCACCUUCUGAAUUAUGCAUACAACAGCAACAUUAACAUUCCCAAUGCUGAGGUUCUGCUCAACAAUGAAAUAGAUUGGCUCAAAAGGAUAAGAGAUGAUGUUAAAAGAACUGGUGAAACGGGUAUUGAGGAGACCAUUCUUGAAGGUCACUUAGGAGUAACAAAGGAAUUGUUGGCAUUCCAGACUCCAGAGAAGAAAUACCACAUUGGAUGUGAGAAAGGGGGUGCUAAUCUUAUUAAGGAAUUGAUUGAUGACUUCAUAUUUCCAGCAUCCAACGUCUAUUUGCAGUAUAUGAAGACCGGAGAGCUACCAGCUGAGCAAGCUAUCCCCGUCUGCAGUUCACCAGCCACUAUUAAUGCAGGUUUUGAGCUUCUGGUUGCAUUAGCUGUGGGAUGUGUUCGGAACCUCAGACAGAUUGUGGAUACAUUAAAUGAAAUGUAUUACUCAGGUUGUGAAGCACUUACAGAAUGGGAGUAUCUGCCUCCAGUUGGACCGCGGCCCCCCAAGGGUUUUGUGGGGCUCAAAAAUGCUGGGGCUACAUGCUACAUGAACUCUGUUAUCCAGCAACUGUAUAUGAUACCUGCCAUUCGUAAUGGAAUUCUUGCUAUUGAAGGCACUGGCAGUGAUGUUGACGAUGACAUGUCUGGGGAUGAAAAACAGGACAAUGAGAGCAACGUAGACCCGCGGGAUGAUGUUUUUGGUUAUCCUCACCAAUAUGAAGAUAAACCUUCACUUAAUAAAACCGAGGACAGGAAAGAAUACAAUAUUGGUGUACUUAGGCAUCUACAGGUCAUCUUUGGGCAUUUGGCUGCAUCCAGAUUGCAGUAUUAUGUUCCUAGAGGAUUUUGGAAACAGUUCAGGCUUUGGGGUGAACCUGUUAACCUGAGGGAGCAACACGAUGCUUUAGAAUUUUUUAAUUCCCUUGUCGAUAGUUUAGAUGAAGCAUUAAAAGCAUUAGGUCAUCCAACCAUGUUAAGUAAAGUUUUAGGAGGAUCCUUUGCUGAUCAAAUUUGUCAAGGGUGCCCCCAUAGGUACGAAUGUGAAGAAUCCUUUACAACCCUGAAUGUAGAUAUUAGGAACCACCAAAACCUGCUUGACUCAAUGGAACAGUAUGUCAAAGGAGACCUACUGGAAGGUGCAAAUGCUUAUCACUGUGAAAAAUGCAACAAAAAGGUUGAUACAGUGAAGCGUUUACUGAUCAAGAAGCUGCCUCCUGUUCUAGCCAUCCAGCUGAAACGCUUUGACUAUGACUGGGAAAGGGAAUGUGCAAUUAAAUUCAAUGACUAUUUUGAGUUUCCACGCGAGCUAGAUAUGGAGCCAUAUACAGUGGCUGGUGUAGCAAAGUUAGAAGGAGAUGAUGUGCACCCUGAAAAUCAGGUCAUUCCCAAUGAACAGACUGAAAAUGAACCUCCUGGAAGCACUAAAUACAGAUUGGUUGGGGUGUUGGUGCACAGUGGGCAGGCCAGUGGAGGUCAUUACUAUUCUUACAUCAUCCAAAGAAAUGGAGGAGAUGGGGAAAAGAAUCGCUGGUAUAAGUUUGAUGAUGGGGAUGUCACAGAAUGCAAAAUGGAUGAUGACGAGGAAAUGAAGAACCAGUGCUUUGGCGGAGAGUACAUGGGUGAAGUGUUUGACCACAUGAUGAAAAGAAUGUCAUAUCGGCGUCAGAAAAGGUGGUGGAAUGCCUAUAUACUUUUUUAUGAACGCAUGGACACUCUAGAUAAAGACAACGAGCUGAUCAAAUAUAUAAAUGAGCUUACAAUCACAUCAAAACCCCACCAGAUCAAGAUGCCAUCGGCCAUUGAGCGAAGUGUACGAAAGCAAAAUGUGCAAUUCAUGCAUAACCGAAUGCAAUUCAGCUUAGAAUAUUUUCAGUUUAUAAAGAAGUUACUAACGUGUAACAGUGUCUACCUGAAUCCUCCCCCAGGACAAGAACAUUUGAUGCCUGAGCCAGAAGAAAUAACCAUGAUUAGUAUACAGCUUGCUGCUAAAUUCUUGUUUACCACAGGAUUUCAUACAAAGAAAGUUGUUCGUGGUCCUGCUAGUGACUGGUACGAUGCAUUAUGCAUCCUACUCCGCCAUAGCAAGAAUGUCCGCUACUGGUUUGCACAUGGUGUCCUUUUUGCUUAUCCAAAUCGUUUCUCUGAGUAUCUUUUGGAGUGCCCUAGUGCUGAAGUCAGAGGAGCAUUUGCAAAACUUGUAGUAUUUAUUGCACACUUUUCUUUACAAGAUGGCCCUUGCACCUUACCCUUUGCUUCUCCUGGACCAUCAAGUCAGGCUUAUGAUAAUUUGAGUCUGAGUGACCAGUUGCUGAGAGCUGUACUUAACCUUCUCAGAAGAGAAGUGUCUGAGCAUGGUCGUCAUCUACAGCAGUACUUCAACCUUUUCGUCAUGUAUGCCAACCUUGGCAUGCAAGAAAAGACCCAGCUUUUGAAACUCAAUGUGCCUGCAACAUUUAUGCUAGUAGCAAUGGAUGAAGGGCCUGGUCCUCCAAUCAAAUACCAGUAUGCUGAAUUGGGCAAAUUGUACACUGUAGUGUCACAGCUAAUUCGUUGUUGCGAUGUAUCAUCGCGUAUGCAGUCUUCUAUUAAUGGUAAUCCACCACUGUCUAACCCCUAUGGAGACCCCAACCUUUCUCAGCCUCUUAUGCCACUGCAGCAAAAUGUGGGCAGAGGUUGUUGUUUGUUGAAAACCAGUUAUGUGAAAAAAAUUUGAGACUGCAGCAACUCAGAAGAGACUAUCAAAUUGCUUCGAUUUUGUUGCUGGGAAAAUCCCCAGUUCUCCUCUAACAGUUCUCAGGAACUGCUGUGGCAGGUGGCAUAUUCUUACACUUAUGAGCUUAGGCCCUAUUUGGACCUUCUGCUCCAAAUCUUGUUGAUUGAGGAUUCUUGGCAGACCCAUAGGAUUCACAAUGCACUUAAAGGAAUACCAGAUGACCGAGAUGGUUUGUUCGAUACCAUCCAACGCUCCAAGAACCACUAUCAGAAGAGAGCUUAUCAGUGCAUAAAAUGUAUGGUGGCUCUCUUUAGCAACUGUUCCGUCGCAUACCAAAUACUGCAGAGCAAUGGAGAUUUAAAAAGGAAAUGGACGUGGGCAGUGGAAUGGUUGGGGGAUGAGUUGGAGCGCAGACCUUACACUGGCAAUCCUCAAUACACAUAUAACAACUGGUCCCCGCCAGUGCAAAGCAAUGAAACUUCAAAUGGCUACUUUUUAGAGCGGUCACACAGUGCUAGGAUGACUCUUGCAAAGGCUUGUGAGCUGUGCCCAGAAGAGGAGCCAGAUGACCCAGAUGCCCCUGAGGAACAUGAAUCCUCCCCACCUGAAGAUGCCCCAUUGUAUCCCCAUUCACCUGGUUCUCAGUAUCAGCAGAAUAACCAUUUGCAUGGACAACCAUAUACCGGCCCAGCAGCACACCACAUGAACAAUCCCAAUCCUAAUCCUAAUCCUAAUCCCAAUCCUCAGCGGGCAGGCCAGCGAGCACCAGAAGAAUUUGAAGGCAGUGAAGAUGUCCCCUUAAUUCAAACUAAAGAUUAGUGAAUCUCAUUAUUUUACUUAACUCCUCCGAGACUGUGCACCCAGGCCUUACAGUCCAACCUUCCUUUGUGUCUGGCUAAUAUUUAAAACUAGAAAACGAAAAAAAAAAAACUAUUCCUAAUCAACGUGGAGUGGAGAGUCUAUUCACUGUCUUAUCUGCAGAAACUUGCUGUCAAUAUAUAACCCGCCUGCAGUGGAAAGUGUAUAGUGUUUUGUAAUAAACGGCCUGAUGCUACUGUGUAAAUGGCAAAGGUGUACAUAGUAUAUUAAUGUUUGACUGUUAAUUCUUAAGCAAGACUUUUUUUUUUUGUUUUUUUUCGGGGCUUGAUGAAGUUUACGUAUUUACAAAAAAAUUAAAAAAACAAACAAAAUUUCCAGAAAAAAAACAACCUUUUAGUUUCCUGAACUGUACCUUCUGCUCUACAUUUUUUUUUUUGCCAAGGCAAUCUUUACAGCAGUUGCCAAGCCAACCGCAAAAAUAGUUGCAGUGAACUAUCCACAACUACAAUUUUCUCUGAACAACUUUGAAAGCUGGUAACCUAUUCACUUUCUGGUCAAUGUGGACAAGUGAUAAUGUAUCAUUUGUUUUUAAAAUUUAUUUUAUUGCCUUCUCAUACGCAUACUAGAUUUACUAUUGUUCUGCUGUAACAUAUAGCAUGGCUUCACGCCAGGAGAGUGUAGCCAGACAUAGGGGUUGUGGGAGGGUUAAUGAGGACAAAAUGCCAUGAUCUAAAAACAGUUGCACUGUUGAGGUUUUUCUUUCUUUUUUGUUUGUUUUUGUUUUUUAUAUAGACCUUAAGUUUAAAAUUGGGGACAAACUUGGGCAGUGGGGAUUUAGAAUUGAGUUGCACAUGUGUCCAUUUGUAAUAUUUGAAAAUUGCCUGUAUGAUAAAUGAUGCUUGGGUUUCAAUAAUUAACACAAGAUGGAGGAAUACGACAAACAAAUAUGCAACAAUUGCUAUGCCAGGAUCUUGGAAACAUAAUAGAUGGUAUUUUGUGUGCUUGUUUUGUUCCUUUUUGGUAAGCUUAUUCUAGGCAUUUGGUCUGAUACUUCUUCCUUCUCUUAUACUGCAUCUCAAUAACGUGAAGGCCUGUGACAGUUUUUUUACACCUGUGAGUACCACUGCCUGGGUAAAAACUGGUGGUAUUUGCUCAGUGUACAACAGAUCUACUUGAAAUUAGAUUUGUCUUGUAGUCCUUAAUCAACUGUGUACAAAAAAGAAAAAAAAAAUAUUUAACAUUUAAUAAGCAGGGACUGAACAUUAAGAACUACUGGUUAGUUGCAGACAGUUUGGAGGUCGCAUGAUUCCUGGCAAAAUAUGUUUUAUGAAUUUCAAGGAAAGCAUUAGUAAAUACUGUAUUUAAAUGAAAAAAAUAAUUGGUAACUUGAAUGUGUGUAUUUUUGGACAUGUCUAAAAACCAAAUACUCCCUACAGAAACAGAUACAGCCCAUUCUAUAAUAUUUAAAUAUUUUGCUGUUUUAUUUUAUAGAAAUUAUUUUGCUGAAUUCACAAAUAGAAUUUGAUUUAAGAAGAACUGAAUUGUCCUGUUUUUCUUAUUGCAUGAAUACCUGUAUAAUAGUUGAAGGCCAAUUUAUUAUGUUUGCUAUUUAUUUAUAUAUAUAUAUAUAUAUUUUUUCAUACUUCUGACCCCUACACCAUAACUGGCACUAGAUUAAUCUGCAUAUAUUUAAACCCCUAUGUAUAGGUUAGUAUAGCGUAUGUACCUACAUAAACCUGGAUUAUACUUGUAGCAAUAAUAUAUACACAGUUGGGGUGAUCUUUUCAAAAGAAAAAGUUCUCCUUUUUUUUUUCUUUUUUUUUUUUUAUUGUGUAUAUUUUACUGUUUUACAAAUAUGUGCAAAUAGAUUUUGUCCCACUCUGCUUAAGCUAUUAAGCAUGUGUAUGGCUAUAUCUACAUGUGACCGAAUUCAGAUUUGAACUGACAAGCAAUUCUUUUAUACUGCCCUGUUUCUCUAAUAUUAAUCUCCCUCCACUUGUUUUCGGCACCUACAGAAACAAUGGUGCUCUGACGAUUGUAAAUGGGGACUUAUUGCACACUAGUCAAUUUCCUAGCAUUUUAAAAAUGUGUAAAUUGAAAGCAGACACUUUAUUGGUUGCUUUAGGUUAUUGUAGUUGCUUAUACCAGUUUUCAGAAGUUAAACCAAAUGUGUGCAUGAGCACAGGAAGCUGGUUUAUGUAAACUAAAGGAAAAAAGUAGUAAUGGCUCACAGUGAUCACUCUUGGCUAACAUUUCUGGAAAAUUUUAAAGUGAAAUCGGAUUGCCAAGAGCAUGGGCCCUCUUCUUUCCUCAAGUUUUGAUAAAUUGGACCCUUAAAACUUGAUUGCCACAGUCAGUAUGGCUUGAACAAAAUUUAUUUCUGCCUUAAAUUUAUUUGGUGCUGGUAUAUUUCGGUAUAUGUGUCAUAAACCUCCAGUUGCACACACUAGUAAAAAUAAAUUAUAUAAUGUUAAUUAUUCCUAUAGUCUAGCUUAAGAUGUGCAUUUUUUUUUUGUUUGUAUAGACCUAAUACUUUAGCUGCAAUACUUUCAAUGUGUUACAAUGGCACUGUAUAUCAUCUUUUCACUGCUGCUACAAGAUACACAAUACAUAAGUUCUCCGGUUUUUAAAAGCUUUACAUUUACAGUAGAAUCUGAAUGCCAGUAAUGCAUUUAGAGAAUAGACAGCAACAAAAUGAUAUGCAACAAAGAGGAAAACUUUUCUGUCCACAUUGAAGAAGACAGUUGGUCCAAAAACAUUCAGCAGUCUAUCACAAGAACUGUCAUGUUGAUAAAAUAAAAUAAAGUGUAAUUUGCAUUUGU
Molecule: messenger RNA, 11166 nt
Organism: Rana temporaria (common frog)
Lineage: Eukaryota; Metazoa; Chordata; Amphibia; Anura; Ranidae
Gene: USP9X
Product: ubiquitin specific peptidase 9 X-linked
Biological process (GO): protein deubiquitination; cell migration
Cellular component (GO): nucleus; cytosol
Molecular function (GO): cysteine-type deubiquitinase activity; cysteine-type endopeptidase activity
Source: RefSeq, a predicted model, not a curated record